AUGGCCGAAAACAGAAUAGGGAGACAGAUUCUCCUCUGUACCGAAAACUUCCCACAGGAGCACCCAGGUACAUCCCAUUCAACGUCGCAGUAUUGGGGUGACAUAAGCAUUAUUGUUGUUGACCUAUAUCCAGAAAGAAUUUUCAAGUUCCAUGGUUCCAUCUAA
Colletotrichum lupini is the source of this 165-nucleotide messenger RNA. RefSeq lists its product as uncharacterized. Lineage: Eukaryota; Fungi; Ascomycota; Sordariomycetes; Glomerellales; Glomerellaceae. Bases 1 to 165 code for a protein of 54 amino acids. The record is from RefSeq and is a predicted model, not a curated record. The transcript is spliced from 2 exons.